UCAUGUGAAACACCAUCCGCACGAGCCACAGCUCAGCACACACUCGUCCUCCGGCCGACGUUUUUUUGCCUCUGCGGCGGAAAAAGCGCGAUGGAGACUCGGAUUGUGUCCGUCUGAACCACUGCGCGAGUUUUUCGGAAAACCACAGUACCCUCACCUCACACCCGACCGCGCGUUUUAGUCGAGACGUAUUUAAACAGGGGCGGCGCAACGAUGUGGAUCCAGGUCCGCACCAUAGACGGGAAGGAGACUCGAACCGUGGACGAUCUCUCCAGGCUGACCAAAAUCGAGACUCUGCGCGUGAAAAUACGGGAUAUCUUCAACGUGAGCCCGCAGCAACAGCGCCUCUUCUACCGGGGCAAGCAGAUGGAAGAUGGCCAGACGCUGUUCGACUACAACGUGGGUCUCAACGACAUCGUCCAGCUGCUGAUUCGCUCCCAAACGGACCCUCCGGACAGCCCCGUGACCAAGGACCCUCCCAGCGUGGCGUGCACCUCUACCCCCACCCCGGCCUCCGCUGUCCCUCGGGCCGAAAGCCCCGACCGCCCCGCUCCCGUCUCCCCCGCGGCUAUGGAAACUUCUACCGAUAAAUACAAUGACUGCAGCGACACAGCCGAGACUGCCAAUGAGACCAAGCCGGACGCCAUCGCCCCCAGUAACUCGGCAAGCACCAAAAAUGGCUUCAAGCCCUCUAGUCCAACACGAGAUACCCAACCGACGACAUCCAGAAAGAACACACUGGUGGACCCGGAAAUUGGGAUUUACAAAAUUAACGAACUGGUAGACUGCAGGGACGUGAGCGUGGGUGCCUGGUUCGAGGCCUGCGUGGAGAAUGUGACCCGUGCUCCUAAAGGACCCGUCAAGGCCAAGGUGGGGCGGCCCCCCAAAAGGACUAACGGAAAGCUGGAAGGCGAGCAGGGGCAGCAGCCCCUCGGCCCGGGCCAAUGCACGGACACUGUGAGGAAUAACGUGUUAAACUCUGAGAGCAACGGACCCUCCACAUCGCAGACGGACUCCAUUGAAGAGGACGUCGUUUAUCACAUUAAAUAUGAGGACUACCCCGAGAACGGUCUGGUGGAGAUGCGAGCGGUAGAUGUGCGGCCACGCGCCCGGACCCUGCUGUGCUGGGACCAACUUAUGAUGGGCAUGCACGUGUUGGUCAACUACAACAUGGAGAUGCCGGAGGAGCGCGGCUUCUGGUUCGACGCGGAGAUUCAGACAAUCAAUCAGGCCUCCCGCACCAACAAGGAGCUCCGAGUCAAGAUUCUCCUGGGGGGUCCUGGCGACGUAAUUGGUGAUUGCAAAAUUCACUUCCUGGAUGAAAUCUACCAGGUGGAGAAACCAGGAGCUCCGGCGCUGUCGGCUGCUGAUGGACAAUUCAAACGGAAGAGCGGGCCGGAGUGCAAACACUGCAAGGCCGACCCGGACGCCGAGUGCCGCUUCUGCUCGUGCUGCGUGUGCGGCGGCAAGCAGGACGCUCACAUGCAGCUGCUCUGCGACGAGUGCAACAUGGCCUUCCACAUUUACUGCCUCAACCCCCCACUGGCCACUAUCCCAGAUGAUGAGGACUGGUACUGUCCGACCUGCAAGAAUGACACUAGCGAAGUGGUCAAGGCCGGGGAGAAGCUCAAGGCCAGCAAGAAGAAGGCCAAAAUGCCGUCGGCCACCACAGAGAGUCAACGGGACUGGGGCAAGGGCAUGGCUUGUGUGGGACGUACUAAGGAGUGCACAAUUGUUCCCUCCAACCACUACGGACCCAUUCCCGGCGUUCCUGUCGGAACCACAUGGAAAUUCCGAGUUCAGGUGAGCGAAGCGGGCGUUCACAGGCCGCACGUCGGCGGCAUCCACGGUCGCAGCAACGAUGGCUCCUACUCGCUGGUGCUGGCUGGGGGCUUUGAGGACGAAGUGGACCGGGGUGACGAGUUCACGUACACGGGCAGCGGAGGCCGGGAUCUCUCGGGAAACAAACGCAUCGGCGAGCACUCGUUCGACCAGACGUUAACCCACAUGAACAGAGCUUUGGCGCUGAACUGCGACGCCCCACUGAAUGACAAAGACGGAGCAGAGUCUCGGAACUGGCGGGCCGGGAAGCCGGUGAGAGUGGUGCGCAGCUCCAAAGGUCGCCGCAUCAGCAAAUACGCCCCCGAGGAGGGAAACCGCUACGACGGCAUCUACAAGGUGGUGAAAUACUGGCCAGAGAUUGGAAAGUGUGGUUACUUGGUGUGGAGGUACUUGCUGAGACGGGACGAUCAGGAACCAGCACCCUGGACCCCUGAAGGACUAGACAGGAUCAAGAAAUUGGGUCUCUUGAUCCAGUACCCACCAGGCUACCAGGCUGUCAUGGCUAACAAGACAAAGAAGGAGGCCAUCGCCCGGCCCGGUCGCGGCGGUCGGAGUAAGCACCACUCCGGGAGGGGCCGGGGGAGGGGCCGGCCGCGGAAGCUCCCCAAAAUGGAGAAGGAGGAGGAUGAGGAGGACGAAGAGUUUGAGCAUCUGAUGGCCGCCGUGGAGGAGGACGAGGAGGAGGAGCCGCAGAGUAACGGGGAUCAGAAGACAAGUAAGGACUCUGAUUGGUCGCCAGCGUCCGAGCCUCCCUCCAAGCGCGUGAAGGUGGAGGAGGCGUUCGUACUGUCGGAGCAGCAGCAGCAGUUGAUCGAAGAGGACGCGGCCAAUAAAAAGCUGUGGGACGAAGCCCUGGGACACCUAGCAGAGGGACCAAACUUCUUGUGUAAGAUGGAGCAGAUCUUCAUGUGCGUUUGCUGCCAGGAGCUGGCCUUCCAGCCCAUCACCACGGUCUGCUCGCACAACGUUUGCAAGACAUGCCUCCAGCGCUCCUUCCGGGCGGAAGUGUACACCUGCCCCGCCUGCCGCCAUGACCUGGGCAAGGACUACGUCAUGACGCAAAACAAGACUCUGCAGGUUCUGCUGGACCAGUUCUUUCCUGGCUACACGAAGGGCCGAUGAGAUCCACGUCGCUCCAAACCAGAAGACGCGCACACACACACACGCACGCACGCACGCACGCACACACACACGCACACACACACGCACACACACACACACACGUACAUACAAGCAUACUGUUGAGAGCUCCACUUUAAAGAUGCAUUGCACUUCCCACAAUGGGUUCAAUGUAUAGUGCGUCACACAGCCAUUUCAUGUAUACAAUCAUUGAGCACACAAAGCACCUCAGUAGGUUCCGACCUCAUCCGUUUUCUUCAUAAACCUCACCAGCCUGAGAUUUUACACCAAGGACUUGAACGCACGCACUACUAGCCCGCCCCACACACACACACACACACACACACACACACACACAGACACAUUUAGAUACUUUACUACUAUAGUACUCGACUGCAGAGCGUACGAGGAAUUUGUUUGAGGGAGGUGUACAGUCGAGCGGAGGCCACUCUUUGAGGAAAUUUGUGUCGUAUGCCUGCUAACCUGCAUUUUGUGUACCAUCCACGAACCACCCACUUUGAUGAUAACAUCUUUGACGUUGCGGCCCGUUUGACACAUCUUUGAUGAUGCGCUUAAUUGAUGUCUGAUGACACGCAGCAUUUUGACGCGUGAUGUAGCUUUGAUGAUGCACCCCAUUCGACUAUUUUUAUGUUAGGCCCCUUUUGACGUGUCUUUCUUGAUAUGACCCAUUUUGAUGACACGUUCAAUUUGACGUGUCUUUGAUUGUACACCCCAUUCAACGUCUUUGAAACACACUGUGUGAAUUCCUUGUUUAUACACCCCAUUUGAUGUGUUCCUGACAAUGCAUCCCAUUCAGUAAGUAACGCUCUUUCUCUAGUGUUUCAUUCCAUGUGCAACCCCCGACAAACUGUAAUAUACAUAGUAUAUAUGUAGUAUAUAAUAUUACGGGCCCCCACUGAGUUACCGAUACAAGAAAAAGGUUGAAAAAGCACUUGUUUGUCGCAUCAUGCUAGCUGCUAACCAGCUUGCGUACAUACCUUUUGGUAAACACAUCCACGUGUGUCACGUUCUCCCAAAGUCAUUUAGGAGCUUAUAAACAUUCCAAAGGGGUGAGCAGCAGUCCCACAAAAGUCCCCACCCACCUCAGAAAUGAUGAAUAGCUCCAAAGGACCUUGUUAAUCGUGGUUGUUUGCGUUCCUGAAUGCAGCACUGACCUCCUGAAGGACCAAACUGGCUUGAAGUAGAACUCAAGGCCACGUUGUUGCUAGGCAACGUAAUGAAGAAGGCACAAAGAUGGCGAGCGCAGUGGAGGAUUUCUCUGUUACUGUAUGCGAAGCAAUGUAAAUCACUACAAUUAGUUACCAUUUUGGUGCAAAAGCCACACGGAAUUAUAUCCAUGUUGAGAAAUGAUAACGUGACUUUAUUUCUUGAUCCCAAUGGACAAGAAUUCCAUUGUUCCGUAAUCUUUGCAUUUGAUUCCUCUUUGACUUUAUGCCCCAUUUCACGUGUCUCUGAUGAUACGCCCAUUUGAUGUCGUUGACAAUACACCCAAUCCGUAUAGUAUUACUCUGAUGUGUCUUUGAUUAUGUACCCCAUUUAUGUGUCUUCGAUGACGCAGUCCAUUUGAUGCAGCCCCCUUCGCCGUGUCUUUGAUGACACACCCAUUUGACAUAGUCCUGUUGGACGUGUUUUCGAUGAUGCGCCCAAUUCACUGCGUCUUUGACUAUCUGCCCAUUAUGUUGUCUUAUCAUAUGCCCCUUUUUGACGUGUCUUUGUUGCUACACCCCAUUUAAUGUCUAUGAAAUGCCCCGUUUAUCUUUUAAAAAUCAUUCAUUGCCAGCCUUUCCAGUUAACAUGGAUAUUUGACUUCAAAAGGCGCCAAUGGCAGUGAAUGUGUUACUAAUGAUACGGCCCAUUAGACGUAGCCCCUUUUGAUGAUAUUCCCCAUUUCACAUCUUUGAUAUGCCCCAUUUGACAUGUCUUAAUAAUACAGCCAUUUGACAUCUUCAAAGAUACACCACAUCAUUGAUGAUGUGCGCCAUUUGCUGUAGCCCUGUCUGACAUGUCGUCUUUGAUGAUGUGCCCAUUUGCUGUAGCACUGUCUUUGAUGAUAAGGCUCAGUUGGUGGAGCCUUAAUUCACUGUCUUUAACGAUACGUCCCAUUAACUCAGUCCUGUUCCAUGUGUCUUUGAUUCACGCCCCUUUUGACGUCUGUUCAUAGGUCCCAUUUCACGUCUUUUGAUAGUGUGGUAAUAUGACCGUUUUUGUUAACAAAAAUACCAGUUUACUUUUCUCUCAUAUAACUGAAUCUUUUUCCUUGUAAUAUUAAAAAAAAUCAUAUAGUGAUGAGAAAAAAUGACCUAGUUUGUAAUAGUACAACGUUUUUGUCAUAAAAAAAGAUAUUGUGAUAUUUGGACAUUUUCCCGUAAAAAUUUCCCCUUGCAAAUACUUUUUCAGCAUUUUUAUUUCUUUAAGGUGUGGUUGUAACGUCUCCCUGGUAUGGUGCACUCAAAUGUUAACGGUUGGCAAGGCUACAAGUUUUACCUCCUCUCUGGUCACGUGACACGUUUUCCAAUCAUCCCACCCCCCGGCGGGCUUGUCGCAUUUGUGCUGACGUUGUCCUCGUUUCUGUUUAUUCAUUCAGGUUUUUUUUUUUUUUUUUUUAAACAUGCAAUUCUAAAUGGUCUUUUUUAAGGCGAACUGUGAUGUGCAUUAAUAAUUUGUUUUGUUUGUGGCUAACUAAAUAGCGCUCCUCCCUGCAGUGACUACCUUCUGUACGUGAACCUACAGUGCUAAAAACCCUUUUUAGACGUCUCGUGGACGCUUGGCUUCAGUGCUGUGUCGUUUAUUUUAUUUUUUUUAAUAACUAUUGCACUCUACUGAAGAAUUAAAAAAAAAUCACAUUUAAUUUCUCUGAAAGGCUUCAAAUGUCUAUUUUUUCUCUCCACAUGUUUUUAGUUGCUUCGGUUCCAUUUUAAUCAUUAUGUUCCAAGUGCAUUUGCCAGUCUGACAAGGAGUUCCAUUGCUUCAUUGUUUUAUACAUGUCAUAAUACUUAAUAUGUACCUAUUAAAUAUUUGGAUUCAAGACAACAGCUUCUUC
This is a messenger RNA of Phycodurus eques (leafy seadragon), 6022 nucleotides long. RefSeq names its product E3 ubiquitin-protein ligase UHRF2-like. The transcript is spliced from 16 exons. Gene Ontology annotation, biological process: protein ubiquitination; negative regulation of gene expression via chromosomal CpG island methylation. The record is from RefSeq and is a predicted model, not a curated record. Gene Ontology annotation, molecular function: ubiquitin protein ligase activity; protein binding. The coding region runs from base 214 to 2964 and encodes 916 amino acids. NCBI's taxonomy places the organism in Eukaryota, Metazoa, Chordata, Actinopteri, Syngnathiformes, Syngnathidae.